AUGGAUAAGCAACGCAAUAACGCUUUAUAUUGUAAAAAAUACCGAUCAAAAAGGAAGGAUAUUGAUAAGUUACGACGUAAAAUCAGUAUUACCCCACAUGAAAUUAGGAAUGAAGAUAGUUUGCUAACUAUUGCUGGGCCUAAUACAAAUAACGAAUUUCAAGAACUUAAAUCACUGGCUGGUUCAAGUACUAAUCAGUUUUGUUAUGUUAGAAACCAACCGGGUCAAUCUCAAUCACUUGAAAUAACUACUUCGAAAUCAAUAGAUUCUAAUACUAAUAAUGAAUUGAACAAAAGCGAAAUAUUAAAGAAUUUUUUAAAAUCUUGGAGUACUACAAGUAAUAUAAACUUAGUGCAGUUAACUCGUCUGCUGAAAGGACUCAAGAAUAUUUUUCCAGAACUUACUUUACCUAUGGAUGGCAGAACACUAUUAGGAAGUAACAAAAGAAGUUUUAGUACUGUUUUUGAAAAUGACACCCAGUUUGUGUAUUUAGGUAUCAAACGUACUUUAGAUGCUUAUUUAAAAAUACCUAAUUUAAAGAAACAAUUUUUAAAAGAUUCAGUAAUUAAAUUAAUUUUUAAUAUAGAUGGUCUUCCAUUAUUUAAAAGCAGCUGUACACAAAUGUGGCCUAUACUUUGUAGAGUUUACAAUUCUAGUUAUAAGCUAUCUCCUUUUCCAGUUGCUCUGUAUUGUGGCACUACUAAACCAAAGAAUAUAAAUAAUUACUUGAAAGAUUUUAUAUCAGAAAUAAAUGAACUGGUUUUAAAUGGUAUAUAUAUAGACAACACUAAUGUACAAAUUAACUUGUUUUGCAUUACUUGCGAUGCACCAGCCCGUUCAUAUCUAAAAUGUAUUGUGGGGCAUAAUGGAACGUAUGGUUGUGAAAGGUGUCAUCAGAAGGGUACUUAUUUUAACCGCAGAAUAAUAUAUUUGUCUACUAACUCUAGAGAACGUACACAUGAAGAUUUUGUAGCUAAGGAAUGCCCCAAGCAUCACUUAUCUAAAACCCCUAUGUUAAAAUUGGAAGGAAUUGACAUAAUUAAAAUUUUUUCUCUUGAUUACAUGCAUUUGUGUUGCAUAGGAGUUAUGAGAAAAAUUUUGUUUUAUUGGUUUGUUAAAUGUGAUUCAAGAAAAACAGUUAGGUUGCCAGUUAAUUUAAGAGAAAAAAUAUCCAAUAGAUUAAGAUAUUGUUCAUUUUAUGUCCCCUCCGAGUUUAGUCGAAAGCCAAAAACCUUUAAUGAUUUAAAUCGAUUUAAAGCAACAGAAUUCAGACUAAUUUUGCUUUAUUUGGGCCCAGUUAUUUUUCAUAACGUACUUCACAAGGAUCUGUAUGACCAUUUUUUGUUAUUCCAUGUGGCUUUAAGAAUAUUAUUAUGUCCACGUUUUGUUGGUAGCUCGUGGAUAAUAACAGCAAGAGAACUUUUAACUAGCUUUGUAGACAAUUUUUCUCGUAUUUAUGGGAGAGAGUCUUGCAUUUAUAAUGUACAUAAUUUACUGCAUUUGGCAGAUGAUGCAAUAAACUUUAAUUGUUCUUUAAAUGAUAUUAGUUGCUUUCCUUUUGAAAGUUUUUUGGGGAAACUGAAAAGAAUGUUAAGAAAACCCGAUCAACCUUUAGCUCAAGUUUGUAAACGAUUGUCGGAAAAUGAAAAUAAUGAUGUUACUUAUGAUGACAUAAAUCACAAUUUUUUUGUAAAUGAAACUUUUCAAUAUAUUCAAACAUCUUAUUUUAAAAUAAAAUAUAGUAUCUUUAAUAAGAACGAUUGUUAUGUAUUUUUAAAAGAUGGAAGUUUGUUAAAAGUGAUUGAUUACCAAAUUGUAAAAGAUAUUUUAGUUGGUUAUAUUUCUAGUCCGCUUAAAAAUUUCUAUACUUAUCCUAUUAAGUCUAAGGAAGUUGGAGUAUUUCAGUUCAAAAAUUUUAAUAAAGAACACAAAUGUUACAUUAAACUAACAGAUGUAUCAAGAAAAGCUAUGGUUGUUGAUUGUAAAACAUAUUAUGUAGCUUUGGAAAUACUUCAUCUUAAUUUGUAA
Molecule: messenger RNA, 2028 nt
Organism: Psylliodes chrysocephalus
Lineage: Eukaryota; Metazoa; Arthropoda; Insecta; Coleoptera; Chrysomelidae
Source: the annotation of a GenBank genome assembly